This is a messenger RNA of Geodia barretti, 1029 nucleotides long. NCBI's taxonomy places the organism in Eukaryota, Metazoa, Porifera, Demospongiae, Tetractinellida, Geodiidae. The record is from the annotation of a GenBank genome assembly.
AUGCUGCUGGUGCGGGAAGACGGCACGGCGGUCGGGACGCUGGGCGGCGGCUGCGUCGAGGGCGACAUCUGGUUCGCGGCGCGGGAGAUCCUGCGGAACCAGGGCGGGCCGGAGUUCAAGGACUAUUACCUGAACGAAGACAUCGCGGCCCGGGACGGCCUGGUUUGCGGCGGCACGAUGUACUUUUACCUGGAGCCGUUCUGGGAAACCGACGACUUUUCCGACAUUGGAUCGGAGUUGCUAGGCGCGUACGACGGGGCUGAACCGGCGGCGCUGGCGACGGUGGUGCGGUCCGACGGGGACACGGCUCGCCUGGGCGCGAAGCUGCUGCUGCGAUCCGAUGGCUCGGUAGCCGGCGGCAUCGGCACUGCGGAACUGGACGAGGUCGCGCUGGAGGCUGCCAGCCGCGUGGCAGCGGUGGGAGCCAACCAAUCAGUGGACAUUGACGACCAGACCGAGUUGUUCAUCGAAGGGUUCACCACACCGCCGACGCUGGUGAUGGUGGGCGGCGGACACGUGGGGAAGGCGACGGCCGACCUGGCGCACCGACUGGGGUACCGGGUGUACAUCGUCGACGACCGGGAAGAUUUCUCCAACGCCGAGCGGUUCCCCUACGCGGAAGAGACGAUAGUUACGCCGUACACCAACUGGGCGCAGCACCUGGAUAUCAACGUCAACAGCUUCAUCGUGGUGGCGUCGCGCGGGCACUGGUUCGACGACGUGGCGUUGGAGUCGGCGCUGACGACCAAGGCGCGAUACGUCGGGCUUCUGGGCAGCCGGCGCAAGACGUUGAUGAUCUACCAGCGGUUGCUCCAAGAAGGGGUGUCACGGGAGCGCUUGGCGGAAGUGCGAGCGCCCAUCGGGUUGGACAUCGGCGCGCUGGAGCCGGAAGAGUUGGCGGUCAGCAUCAUGUCCGAGGUCAUCAUGGCGCGGCGCGGCGGAAAGGGCAGCCCGAUGACGAUGGACGACUGGUACCUGGAUCGGGCCGAGCAGCGCGCCAACCGGGCGAUGGGGAUGCCGGCGGACUGA